AUGCUCAUCAACCUGGACCGCGCGCCGGACCGGCUCGCGUUCAUGGAGAAGCAGUUCGCCGAGCACGGCGUGCGCUACGAGCGGUUCCCGGCCGUCGACGGCGCCGCCGUCGCCGGGGACCCGGCGGCGGUCGUCGAGGGCUGCGCCGUCGAGUACUGCGCGCCGGCCGACUUUGGCAUCGAGCGGGAGCGCUGGUGCCGCGAGGGCAAGAAGCUCCGCGUCGGCGAGAUCGGCUGCGUCCUGAGCCACCUCGCGUGCAUCAAGCGAGUCUACGAAGCGAACGAGCACGAGGCCGUCGUCGUCGUCGAGGACGACAUCUCGCUGGAGUUCGUGCCCAAGUGGACGCGGAGCCUCGGCGACAUCGCCCGCGCGGACGGCUGGGGCAUCGUGAAGAUCUCCUGCAACCACCCGGCGGGCGUGCGCAACCUGCUGAAGAUGGACGAGGGCCUCGUGCCCUUCAAGCGCCACUACUGGUCCACGGGCAUGUACAUCAUCAACCGCCGCGGCAUGAAGCUCGUCCUGGACAAGUACUGCGCGGGCGCGGCCUUUCGCGUCAUCAACGACUCGGCCUGCGGCGCGGCGGACUACGCGAGCACCCCGGCGUUUCGCCGUCGCUCGUCCGCGAUCUACGACGUCGACGACUGCUUCAUGUACACGGUGCCGCUCGUGUGCGAGGCGACGUUCGAGUCGACGGUGCACGACGCGGACCAGGAGCACACGGACUACAGCUCGUCGCCGGCGGCCAAGGUCGUCCGCGACUUCUACAAGGCCAAGGACCUGUCGGCCACCGUGUCGGCCAUGCUCAAGGCCAUGCCCGAGGACCAGCUCGCCGCGCUCCGGGAGAAGUUCCUGGCCGCGCAGCUCAACUCCGACAAGCGCAAGGCCGCGGCGCCGCCGCCGCCGCCGCCGACGGCCGCGCCCGCGCCCGCGCCGCCGCCCGCCGAGCCCGACGAGGACCCGAAGGCGAAGGUCGAGGACACGUCCCGCGUGGGCUGGCAGGCCAAGUGGUCGGCGCCGAAGAAGGCGCCGAGCUCCUUCGCCGCCUUCGCCGCGGCGAGGCGCGAGGCCGGGGGGAAGAAGGGCUAA
Molecule: messenger RNA, 1086 nt
Organism: Aureococcus anophagefferens
Lineage: Eukaryota; Pelagophyceae; Pelagomonadales; Pelagomonadaceae
Exons: 3
Coding region: 1-1086 (361 amino acids)
Source: RefSeq, a predicted model, not a curated record